AUGCAAAUUUUCGUUAAAACUUUAACAGGUAAGACUAUUACCUUGGAAGUCGAAUCUUCUGACACUAUUGACAAUGUUAAGGCUAAGAUCCAAGACAAGGAAGGUAUUCCACCAGAUCAACAAAGAUUGAUUUUUGCUGGUAAACAAUUGGAAGAUGGUAGAACUUUAAGUGACUACAACAUCCAAAAAGAAUCUACUUUGCAUUUAGUUUUGAGAUUAAGAGGUGGUGGUAAAAAGAGAAAGAAGAAGGUUUACACCACUCCAAAGAAGAUCAGACACAAGCACAAGAAGGUUAAGUUGGCUAUUUUGAAAUACUUCAAGGUCGAUGAUGACGGAAAGGUUACCAAAUUGAGAAGAGAGUGUCCAAUCUGUGGUGCUGGUAUUUUCUUGGCCAACCAUAAGGACAGACAAUAUUGUGGUAAGUGUCACGCUACUUUUACUGCUUCUAACUAG
Molecule: messenger RNA, 453 nt
Organism: Saccharomycodes ludwigii
Lineage: Eukaryota; Fungi; Ascomycota; Saccharomycetes; Saccharomycodales; Saccharomycodaceae
Gene: RPS31
Product: ubiquitin-40S ribosomal protein eS31 RPS31 fusion protein
Exons: 1
Coding region: 1-453 (150 amino acids)
Biological process (GO): modification-dependent protein catabolic process; protein ubiquitination; translation
Cellular component (GO): cytoplasm; nucleus; ribosome
Molecular function (GO): ubiquitin protein ligase binding; protein tag activity; structural constituent of ribosome
Source: RefSeq, a predicted model, not a curated record